Molecule: messenger RNA, 402 nt
Organism: Gongylonema pulchrum
Lineage: Eukaryota; Metazoa; Nematoda; Chromadorea; Rhabditida; Gongylonematidae
Source: the annotation of a GenBank genome assembly
AUGUUUUCGGUUUAUCAGCCAGCAACAAAAUCUCCGAUACCGCUCAAAGAUAUGCCACCAAUUCCCGUUGAUCCAGCAACUCGGCGUACCUAUUCCAGUGCGUUGGAGCUGCAGCACAUUAAUGACAAAGUGGACGAAAUUGCAUCGGCUUUGUAUAGAAAAAUUCUGGAAGAGAUCAGCGUACUUGGAGGUCGCGCUGUAAAAAUCAUUUUCAAACCAUCAUGUGAAUCAACUGCUAGGCUGAUGGAAAAUGGCGAUUUCCGAAUCAAAUUUGAAGACGGUUCACAUUUUUUGAUUUCUAUUUCGCCAAAAUUUUUUAAUUUUUCUUUCCUGUUUGGAAUUUUAUUCGAGAAAUUUGAAAAUAUUUUUAUCUUUUUGGUACUGAUUAAUUCGGGAAAAUGA